Molecule: messenger RNA, 621 nt
Organism: Ectocarpus sp. CCAP 1310/34
Lineage: Eukaryota; Phaeophyceae; Ectocarpales; Ectocarpaceae
Source: the annotation of a GenBank genome assembly
AUGGUUGAGCUCAAAUGGUGUAUGCAGUGCGACGCUGGCGACGUUCCUGCGCACGCUGCUCUUGCUUGUGCUUCCAGUAGUGCCUUCUCUCCUUCCAAAGAAGAAGGCGCGGUUUUUAUGGAUUCGAAUACCGGUCCUGUCGAAAAUGAUGCCAACACGGCGGUGGAAUUGGAAUCAACGCCAGACACAGAAGCCCUUACCACUGCUGAUGGCGAGCUAGCGCAAGCAAGUGACGAUGUCACGGCGUCGGAAGCUGGGACUGGCCUUGAAAACGACGAGCAAGGGUCCGGGCGGCUGUCCGUUCUGGUCCCCACGCUCGGGCACUUUGCGACACGCGCUCACAAGGCGUCGCAGCCGUAUUUGUCGUACGCGGCGAUGGCCUCUCAGGAGGCGGCGAGGUGUAUGAGGUCCAGCUCUGGUACAUGGCACAAUCUCUUCUCAACCUUUACCCCCCUUGAGGUACCUCCCUUGCCCCUGACCCUGUUGCAAUCCUCUAGGUUUACCGCCGGCCACGCCAAGCGUUACGUGGACAAGAUGCGUUCGCAACACCGUAGGGGGGAAGCCCCACCGGGGCAGGUGGACAAUGCCAAGGUGGACUGGUCGGGCGUGGGCGCUAGGUAA